Linum trigynum is the source of this 246-nucleotide messenger RNA. The record is from the annotation of a GenBank genome assembly. Lineage: Eukaryota; Viridiplantae; Streptophyta; Magnoliopsida; Malpighiales; Linaceae.
AUGCUUCUCCUUCUUCACAGUUAUUUCACGGCGAGGCAGGCAAGCAGCAGCCACCGGCUUGGGAAGGACGAGCUCGUGGCUGGCCGGGACGCCAGGACGUUGCAUGGCCUGCAUGGGAGGCUCAUAUUGGGGGGGUAUCCUCGUCAGAGUCAUCCGCCAACACCAGACGCAUGCGCCUUGCAGGAUCCGGGGCCAUGUCCACUAAAGGAACAGAAUCUUCUAGCUCGGCGUUCAGAUGCUCACUAG